Messenger RNA from Symbiodinium pilosum, 2202 nucleotides. Lineage: Eukaryota; Dinophyceae; Suessiales; Symbiodiniaceae. The record is from the annotation of a GenBank genome assembly.
GGUGGCGACCUUCUCUCGGACAGUGUCCUUCGCGACGCCCACAACAAAUCGUGGUUAAAUACCCUCGGAGAACGUACGCUGACCCUGCUUGCUCAGCAGACAGGAUGGAUGGGAAGAGGCUUAUGUGCAGAGGCUGAGAGAAGCUUUGAUGAGGUGAUGAUUCAAUGCAAACGACCCGGAUGUGGCUUGCAAGGGAACGGAAGUACUUUGGAACUGACAAGUUGCAAGACGGCACAGCAUGUCCUGAACAGCCAGGUUGAGAUUGAUGAGCCCAACAACGAGUUCAACCUGAUGCGCAAGCUGGGAGUAGACUCAGAGACGGGUGACUUGCAAUGGCACAUUGCACUUUCUCGUCAAACGGGAGAGCAGCUUUUGGGCUACUUUCCGACCAUAUCCGAGACACCCGACUUGGGCAAAGAGAACAACCUGUCACCAUGGAUUUCAAACGUCAACAUGCUACCUACCGAGACCGCGUUUAACGUGAAGCCGGGAGACCUAGCCUUUGACGUAGGCAGACAAGGCAAGCCCUGCAUGCAAGCGUUUCCAGAGUUGGUGAAGAAAGGCCCAGACGAUGCAGGCAACCGCAGAGCCGCUUCGCGUAUCCAGCCAACCCCGAGCCAGCGCAUCUUCAAUGCAGCGAGACGGGCUCGAACAGUAUCUCUGAAGGAGACCUUCGCUGUCCUUUGCAUUGAGAGCAUGGAUGCUGGCAGCAACGCAGAAGUAGUUGAGGUCACUGAGUCCGGCUGCAGACGCCUCAAGUCCGUCUGCCCAGGGAUCACCAAAGCCAAGCUGAUGGCAGAUCGACUUGAUGAAGCAGCGCUUGCUUCCAUCCGAGCUUGCUUUGAAAGGAUCCUUCAUGCAGCUGGUGAGCAGCCUCUGGUAGGCAUCACUUUCGACAUCGGCUGCCUCUGGUUAAAGCAUCAGCGAUGCCUGCGCCAGCUGUUCCCUGAACGGCUGGUACUUGCAUCACCCUUGGUUCAAAUACCCCUUAUACGGACGUGUUUGAGCACGAGGGGAAGGACCUUGCUGGUCAAAUGGGGAGAUGAAGAUGGUGGAUCUGGCAUCCAAGCCUUUUUGGAGGCUUCCGGCAUUUGCUUGGACAAUCGGGUGGAAGCUCUGAAUCUGUGCACAUCUGACGAGAAGUGUUCGUGGACGACUAUGUCCCUAGGGCAAGCCUGGAAAAGCGAGCUCGUGACCAGGAUUCAUCGUCGCGUGCGGGAGUUGUUCUCCAAAGACAUCAUCGUCGACAGCAUCCUGUUGGAUGGGGGCUUCAGUGAAGUUACGGCGGCUGUGCGUGAUGCGACAGACCUGCCAGUAUUCGAUGAAGUGUCUAUGAUGCGCCUUUUUUCUUCGGCAUCAUCGCUGAGUCACUUCAGCGAGGCAUGCGUGCUGGGGCGUUUGGAGGCAAAGUUGCAGAAGAGCAAGUCUGAUGAUGCCCACUGCGAGCAGAAGCCGCCUCCGCUGGGGGUUGUGCAGCUGGAUUCCUAUGAGUACCCGCGCGCCAUGGGGGACGCCGACCACCCGAGCACCUUCAGUUUCCGUACAUGUUCCAAAGUUGCCCCAGGGAUACACUUCGAGAAAGCCCAGCGGGCGGCACAAGAGCCAGAAGCACUGGCGAGCUUGAAGAAGGCUGCUGAAGAACUGGAGUUGCAAAAGUGCUUUGCCAUAGCUGGGAACUGUGGCUUCAUGCAUUUUUACCAGGGCCUUCUCCGAGAUGCUGUAGACGUACCGGUGUUUAUGAGUGCUCUCGUCCAAAUCCCGACGCUGCUGGCCUCUCUGGACCCUGAAGACAGGAUCCUGCUUCUCACGGCAAACGAAUCAUCCUUCAAUCGAGCAAAACACGUGCUUCUCCAAGCUGAGUGCUUCCACCUACAAGACCCCGACAGGAUUGUUGUUCGAGGUUGUGAAAAUGUGCCAGGUUCCGAUACCUGUAGCUUCAGGAAAAGGAGGCUACACAUUCCACAUUGUCCCAUGGUCAGCGAAGGUUAUGUGGAGGAGAUCUUGGCGGAGGAGAGGGGUAAGGGUCCCAUCGGGCUGAUCCUGCUAGAGUGUACUGAAUUACCUCAUUACGCCGCCGAGUUGCGUCGAGUCAGUGGCCUGCCAGUUUUCGAUCUUGUCACGUGCGCCAACUUUUUCGCCAGGGAAUUGCUAGGGGAUGGGUCUAAUUAUUUGAAGCCCAACUCUAGUAUAUGUUCUAGCUAA